Molecule: messenger RNA, 2589 nt
Organism: Medioppia subpectinata
Lineage: Eukaryota; Metazoa; Arthropoda; Arachnida; Sarcoptiformes; Oppiidae
Source: the annotation of a GenBank genome assembly
AUGAGCAGAAUUUGUGAAGUUUGCGGAGAAUCUAAAGGAAUUGAGGUCCUAAGGAUUGGCGAACUGUUGGCAGCCGUGAAUUCAUUCAAUUUUAAAGUGACUCAAAACGUGGUAAAUAUUAGCGAUAAAAAUGAAUUUUACCGCAUAUCCAAAACAAUGACCGAUAAUCACAUCAGGGAUACCACAAAAUUUAGCAAAGGUUUGGUAUCGUUUGCCAACACCUGUCCCGACGACCAGUUAUCGCUGUUAAAUACCGAUGCGUUAAACGCCGAGAUCACAGAGAUUGAGACCUACCUGUCAAACAGUGACAUCAAUUCAACCAUAAUUAGUCAGCCAAACACACCGGACUCGAGCUCAGGGAUAGUCCCGGAGCGGUCACCGGCAGUGUUGCCCUAUUUUGAGCAAAUGGUUGACUACAAGGGGUUCAACGAGUUGGAGACCAAUCGGCUGUUGGAGUUGUUUACGGCCGCCAACGCCUUGUUUCACGAGAUUAUACCCAUUAAUGUCACAGAGUUUACAAAUCUAGAUGAAUACAUGAGUCUAGAUGUCCAGCAUUUAACUCGUGGAAUUACCAACGUGGUACAUUUUUCAGAUAAUCUAAGCCUGUGCGAUAACCUGUACAACGAGGACAAACUGACCCUGGUCAAGUACGGAACUACUGAUGUGAAAAUGUUGCGAUCAGUAACCAUAUUUGAUUACGAGGCUCAAUGCUGGAGAGUUAAAAUUAAUAAUAAUAUGACCGCAGCAUUCAGAUUAACCAUGUUGGAAAUAUUUGAACACUACAAUGUGCUCAAUAGAUUUAUUAACAACAUAUACGCGGAAUGGGACUGCGAUUCCGUUAUAUUAGACCUGGAUAAUAUACUAAAUGACAAACAAAGGGAAUUCAAGAAAGCGGUGGCCGAAGAGAAUCGCAAAAUACGGCAAAAUAAAAAUAAAUACUUAUCAAACUAUACAUCGGAUCAAUCGCUGGCCCAGUGUUUGCCUAAUGAGGGGUUUGACUGUAGUUUUCAAAUCAUUACCACCGAGGACAAUGAUCAUGACUUAAGCAACAGCCAGAUGAAUAUUUAUUAUUCAAAUGAGACACUCAAACACACUUUACCUGCCAUUGAAAUUGGCUAUAAUAUGCGCGAAUCGUUCAACGAGUUAGAGACAAAUAAACUGACUGAGUUGUUACGGGCAAUGACAGUAUAUCCGUGUCCGCCACCCGCAGCGGACACCGAGUACGACAACAUGAUUGUCAUCAGACAAGCGCUGAGCCUGAAGUACGAGAACGAGAUCAAAAACAUGGUAAAUGUGAUGCAAAAGUUGCCCAUUUUUAGCCACAUCUGCGAUAACGAUAGGAUAGCGCUCGUGAAGUACGGAUUCAUUGAGAUAUUUCUGUUGCGAUCGGUUCUGGGCUUUAAUUUUCACACACAAGACAUGAUAUUAACAGUGGAAAGCGAUCACUUGUUUCGCUUCAAACUUGAUUUAUUGCGGACUAAUAAAAGACAAUUUCACGACUUUUACAAACAAUAUCUCUACGCUAUGGGACCGGAGAUACAGACAAACACUGUUAUCAUUGAUUUGGAAUGGAUAUUAAAUGAGGAGCAAAAGGAAGUGAUCCGAAAGCGAUUGCAUGAGAAUCGACUCAUGAAACUUAAGACAAACACCGAGAGUAAUUCAAGCGAUGAUAAUAAUCGUGAUAAAAAAUCAGCUAAAGAGCGCAAGGUCAGAAAGAAAAAAGUUGAUAACAACAACAAUAGCCACAACUCGGAUGAUAACACCGACAUCGAUGUCCCGACAGUACCCGCGCUUAAGACAUAUGCCUCGAGUAGUAGUGAUAACACUGACAGUCGAUCGCCAGCUCUUCACACCGAUUACGAGGAGCUAAACACAGCCAUCGAUGGUAUGGCAAGUGAUCAUAACGAGUGGUCGUCGACCUCUUCGUGUGACAGCGAUUCCGGCGGCGGUGAUAAUCACCGAUCGCUGAUUCCCAUCCAUCGGCCGAUCGCUGACUACAGCAACAACUUUAACGAAAGGGAAGGCGUCUGUCUGUCGGAGCUGUUGUCGGCCAUGGAUUCGGUGAGGGAUCCGAUAUCACCCACGGCUCGGGAGUUGACAGACUUUCAUCACAUCUACCAGAUUAUGACCAUUAGAUUAGAUCACGGGAUUAGAGAUAUCAUUAAAUUGAGCAAAAAUCUAACCACAUUUAAAGCCGUGUCCGAAAUGGACAGAUAUAUACUCGUAAAGCAAAGCUGUGUUGAGAUAUGUUUAAUGAGAUCAGCCCUCGUAUACGACUACCGCACCGGCUAUUGGAAUAUAUUUCUGUUGACGGCUAUAACGCUAUUCAAUCCAAACCAACCUAACCUAUCCAACAGGGAUGCUGUUCAGUUUCAACAAAAAUUAUACCUGUACUUAUUGAGACGAUAUUUGCAGCUGAAGUACCGGUGGGACAGCGAAUGGAAAUUUAAACAAAUACUGAACGUGGUAAAUGAUGUGCACGUGCUGGGUCAUUUACAGAGACAGAGUAGCGUUGACAGAGACCCCAACCAAUUGGGUCCACUACUCACCGAAAUCUAUGACAUUCCCAAACAAAUCACAACCAAUUGA